AUGGUCGGCAUUCCUUACCUGUCGGCCAAAUGCAAGAUCUCUAACGUGGCAAUCAAGACGAUGGCUCUUUCCACUUGUAUCAGACAAGACUUUGCCAUGUCUUGUGCAAUCUCCGAUAUUCGCUUGCAACGCACUGGCAUCCCUUCGGUUUUCUUACCCUCAAAAAUGAGGCAUUGCGAAGCGUGCUGUGAUGGUGGUGACUUCCUCGGUACUAUCUCCGGAGGUUCUAACCUCUCACAGAACGGCAAAAGGAGUAGUACUAGGCACUUGGCCCGUCAUUGA
Molecule: messenger RNA, 282 nt
Organism: Bipolaris maydis ATCC 48331
Lineage: Eukaryota; Fungi; Ascomycota; Dothideomycetes; Pleosporales; Pleosporaceae
Source: RefSeq, a predicted model, not a curated record